Molecule: messenger RNA, 1093 nt
Organism: Rhagoletis zephyria (snowberry fruit fly)
Lineage: Eukaryota; Metazoa; Arthropoda; Insecta; Diptera; Tephritidae
Source: RefSeq, a predicted model, not a curated record
UCAGGAAUUUUAGAGAUCAAUAAGGUUGCCGGCUUGCCCAUCAUGACCAAGCACCAAGCAAUAUCGAUUGAAGAAAUUGAAGUCAUUAAGCAGGAAAGAAGUUGCGUUGUAAAAGAGUGCAAGAACAGAAACUGCAAUAGCGGCAUUGGUAGCAGAAACAGUCUCAGACCAAAAUAUUGUAAUGACCAAUGGCGCCACGACCGCACAGCCAUGCGUUACUGAUGCUGAAAAUGUAUGAUAAUGGUUUGAAUAUUUAAUAAUUUCUGCAAUAACUAAAAUCUUUGUAGUUAACAUUGACGGAGCACAGGGAGUUUUAGGUCAGAAUAUGAAUAGUGCGCAGCAAGCACGCGUACAGCAAGCAAUAGAUCUGUAUUUUGCAACAGUUGAAAAUUAAUGUACGCUUCCUUAUCUCCUACACUAUCACAGGGGUCAAACGCAGGGUAAUUGCCAGUAUUCUAAAUAUGUCUUUCCCAGAGUUCAAAUAAUAUACGCGUAUAUACGAAGCAGCAGAGAUUUAUGAAGAUGUAGAAAUAUUAAAGCGGUGCUAUGAGCACACAAUAAAAUCCCCUCAAGUAUGGCCCAUUAAUCUUUAUAUGCGUCUAUCAGAUGUCUUUCAGUACCAUAAAUCAAAGGACGUUGCACUGCCUCAAAUCGGUUUACAGUAUAUUUCACCGAAAUUAAUCCAUUGGCGAAAUUUAAUUUCGACAACAAAUUAUGACCAUAUAGUCAUUUGGGACUACUAUCGCAGUACUGGUAUAUUUUAACUAAAGUAAUGAGAUGCAUAACGAACGAGCAAAGCACGCCGCCAGAAAAUAAUGAAAGUUCUAUUUUUGAAAAAUCAGUUGGGUUGCACGCCGUAGAGCAGGUACAGGAAACCAGCACAACUAAUGUAACUACCGAAGUUGUAAGCAGAGGUGAUGAACUAGCUGUGGCUUCGGAUUGCAAGAUGCCUAGAACUUUUGCGACAGGAAUUCAAACCUCACAGAGACUUCUUGGAGAACAUUUAAAUUUCGGAUUGCAAGCAACUACCCGCAACGAGCCAGUAAACUUUGAAAAUCGUAAGUUUCAAAUUCAUAUUUAUCCAUCAUUCUAA